Molecule: messenger RNA, 2041 nt
Organism: Calliphora vicina (urban bluebottle blowfly)
Lineage: Eukaryota; Metazoa; Arthropoda; Insecta; Diptera; Calliphoridae
Gene: pnr
Product: pannier
Exons: 4
Coding region: 251-1915 (554 amino acids)
Biological process (GO): positive regulation of transcription by RNA polymerase II; negative regulation of transcription by RNA polymerase II; cell fate commitment
Molecular function (GO): RNA polymerase II cis-regulatory region sequence-specific DNA binding; DNA-binding transcription factor activity, RNA polymerase II-specific; zinc ion binding
Source: RefSeq, a predicted model, not a curated record
AUUAAUUAAAUUUAAAUUAUUAAGUGAUUAAUAGUUUAAUGGAAAUUUUGUCACUAUAGUGAUUAAUAUAUCAGCAAACAAAAUGAUCUAAUAGUAUAUUUUUAUUAGAAAUAUACAUAUAUGUACAUCUAAAGAUAUACAAAACAUAAAACAAUACAAACUAAUUGCUAUGAAAUCGAAAAGUUUUAUAUGAACUCUACAAUAUUGGUCCAAUUCCGAUCAACAUUCAUCAUCUGCUGAAAUUACUCUUAUGCAUCAGGAUUUAGCAUCUCCCAACUCUACGUCGACAAACUAUCAACUUGCCUUGGGCCAUAGACAUCCCACAGUUGGUAAUUUGGAUCAUCAACAGGACUUCUCCUCGUACACAGCGAAAAUGUAUCAUUCAUCGGCCGGUUAUCCCGAUUUAAGUGGCAGCGCUACCGGUUCCGGUGUCAGUUCAUAUCAUCAACAGGCUGCUGCAGCUGCCGCUACCGUAAGCGCACCCGUCUAUGUACCCUCCAAUAGAGCUCUAACCAAUAGUCAAUACCAGCAUGUGGCAGCUCAUUUUGGCACAGCUGCUGCCCAGAAUGCUUGGACAUCGGACAGUUUUGGUACCGCUCAUACGCAAUUACCUCCUCAAUUCUAUACACAAAAUGCUGUUAUGAUGGGCUCUUGGAGAGCAGCCUAUGAUCCUACAGGAUUUCAGCGUUCUUCACCCUAUGAUAGUGCUAUUGAUUUUCAAUUUGGCGAGGGUAGAGAGUGUGUGAAUUGCGGAGCCAUAAGUACACCGCUGUGGAGACGAGAUGGUACGGGUCAUUAUUUGUGUAACGCUUGCGGAUUGUAUCAUAAAAUGAACGGCAUGAAUAGGCCAUUGAUCAAGCCAAGCAAGCGAUUGGUGAGUGCAACUGCCACUCGUCGCUUGGGUUUAUGUUGUACCAAUUGUGGUACACGUACCACAACUUUGUGGAGACGUAACAACGAGGGAGAACCUGUGUGUAAUGCAUGUGGCUUAUAUUUCAAACUGCAUGGUGUUAAUAGACCCUUGGCCAUGCGUAAAGAUGGUAUACAGACUAGAAAGAGGAAGCCAAAGAAAUCGGGUGGUAGCACUGAAAACGGCAAAGAGAUCAAAGAUGAGGAUCUCAAACCUUCUUUAGGAUUAGAACGUCAUAGUCUACCUGGUUCACUAGCUUCAAAGUUACAAAAUGAUUUAGCUGCCAAAUCGGCUAGCUCAUCAUCAGCUUUGCAUAAUUUAAGUCUGGGUUCUGCUACAUCUGCCUUGCAUAGUUCUCUUAGCCAUCAUAUGCAUUUGCCACACACUUCUGCCCAACAAACGAGGUUAUUAAAUAAUGUUUCGUCCUACACAUCAGCCGCCCAUUUAGGAUCAUCUACCAAUACCUCUACCUCCUCAACAAAUGGCAAUUCUGCGCACAGCAACAAUUUGUAUUCACCUUCAGCUUUAGCUGCCCAAAGUAAUUUGAGUCACUCGCAGUUGUCAGGCUCGGCUUUUGGAACACAAAAGUACGAACAUCUCUUGGGCUCCAGCAAUGCUUUGUCGAAUGGUUUAUCGCCCUCGAGUACGGCCAGUUCCAAUUAUCAUGCCCAUCAUUUACACCAUCAUCAUCAUGCUGCAGCUGCCGCCCAUCAUGCGGCCUCGGCAGCACAUCACCAUCAUCAUCACUCACCUUCGCUGUCGCAACAUGUACCCACCUCAGCGAGUAGUGGCGGCAGCUUAGGCGGUUACAGUGUUAAAUCCGAAUCGAAUGCCACCAACUAUGACUAUGUUAAUAAUUGCUAUUUUGGUUCCUCCUUUGGUGCUUUCGGUGGCUCAACAGGUUCUUCAUCGGGCGUGCAUGGUGCUACGGCUUCAGACAUGGCCGGGGUAUAUCAUCACCAGCAUAACGUUAUACAGGCGGCGAAACUAAUGGCCACCUCAUAAAAGUUACAAUAACAGUAUUACAGAGAUACGUGAUAGAGUUUACAGGAUCUCGGACAUUUAAAUGUGUAUUAAACAAAACUGCUUGAUUGCGUGAGAGAAAACUUCAAAUAUCAUUAAAUAAAGAGA